AUGAAGGCUUUCUCAGCAAUUCUCAUUGUGCUUGCCAGUGUUGGACUCGGAGAUGCAGCCGACUUCUGCGCCCCACAAUCCAAAUCUUGCAUCAAUCUUCCUCAAGCCUCAGCCAAGGCCUGCUCAUCACUUAUCUCCAAAGCCGGUCUCAAGUUAACAACAUGUUCUAAACCCAGAUCUACGAUCACCAAGACAACGACUGUUCAGCCAUUGACGACUCAGACUAUUACUGUAACGCAAACAGCUUCUAUCACUAUUGCGACCAACGUGCAGAGAACCAUUCAGAAAACUGUUACGAGCACUACGGUCUCUCAAACCACGUUGGUUCAGACGACCACGAGCACUACACAGACAACAUUGAUCGUACCCGUAACAGUGACAGGUUCCCAAGACGAGACCAUAACAACUACAAUUACCUCUUCGAUACCGUACCAACAGGAGACAUGUGCUGCUGCUACUCCAGUGGUCCGCAAACGUGGAAACAACUACAAAGCAUUGAACAUAAUUCCUCGUGAUUGCUCGUGUUACCUCACAAGAACAACCACCUGCGGUCAAACCACAACAACGUCGACGGUUACCAGACCCACUUCGACUGUACGAGUGACGCGGGUCAAACUUACCACCGUUACCAAGUACAAUUCAAAGACCUCUGAUAUCCUUCAAACCGCAACAGCUGUCGUUUCUGCUGUCUCAACCGACUCUUCGACAACAACUAUCACCAUCACAGAGACACCCUCUCUGACUUCUGUCGUUGCAACUACUACAACAACGACUACUUCCACAGCAACCGCUACUCAGACCGUUGAGGCUGAUCCCUGCGCCGAUCCUGUCCUUUACACUUCCACUCGACCCGACUAUCCUGGUUCUGUCUGGGGUGUAUUGUCGGAUUCCAACAAUCCCAAGGACUGCUGUUAUCGCUGCUUCGGCAGCAACGCGGGAUGUCUGUAUUGGAAAUUCUCUAAUUUUGCUUGUACCCAGUAUGUCAUCCCAAAUAAGAUGGAUGCAGUAUCAUGCAUCACAAAAAGCUGUCGCAAGGGUAGACCAUCACUUAUAUCUGCUGCUGGCGAUGGAGCGACCUAUGGUGUUGGAAUCUGUGCUGCCGCAGGGUUCAGUGGAUGA
Messenger RNA from Alternaria burnsii, 1119 nucleotides. RefSeq lists its product as uncharacterized. Lineage: Eukaryota; Fungi; Ascomycota; Dothideomycetes; Pleosporales; Pleosporaceae. The record is from RefSeq and is a predicted model, not a curated record. The transcript has 6 exons. The coding region runs from base 1 to 1119 and encodes 372 amino acids.